Messenger RNA from Sclerotinia borealis F-4128, 624 nucleotides. The record is from the annotation of a GenBank genome assembly. NCBI's taxonomy places the organism in Eukaryota, Fungi, Ascomycota, Leotiomycetes, Helotiales, Sclerotiniaceae.
AUGGCAACACCUCAAGCUCUUCAUCAUGCCCUUCUUCGACCUUGUGUUUUACAUAUUCUCCGCGCUGCAGGCUAUCACUCAACUCGUUCCUCAGUCAUUGAUACUGUAACUGAUUUAGCCGCUCGAUAUAUGUGCGUACUCGCACAAUCGACAGCAGCACAUGCCGACUUAAAUCAUGCCGAUCUCGAUAUAACGAUUCAAGAUGUACGAAUGGCUAUGCAAGACUGUGGAGCUCUUAUGCCGGAGAAGGCAAUAGAAGAACAGGAGUUCAACGGCGAAGAAGACAUGAGAGGUGUAGAGGGCUUUUUGGCGUGGGUAAGGGGAGAAGGGAAUAAGGAGAUUAGGAGGAUUGCGCUGGCAGAUGGAGGGGAAGACUAUUUAACUGCUCUCAAAAAGAAGCAUAACACAACCGAUGAAGAUUCACGAUAUCAUGGGACAUUGUUGGGGAGACCUUCCGAACCUCGAAUAGUGAAAGUUGAGGGAGGAGAAAUUACAAGCGUCAAGGAGUGGGCAGAUCGAUUAAAAUCAAUACCAAAAAGGAUAACAGAAUCACCUUUUACAAGGGAAGCAUCGUCAGCUUUGAGUUCUGUGGGGGAUCAAGUUAUGGAUAAUAUGGAGUUUUGA